CUUCAGACGCAGCAGCAUCACAGCGCUCGGCUGGCUUCCACUGCCCUUUGACUGACAGCACCCUCACACACAAGCUCACGGUCAAGUAGGAGCUGCAGCAAAGGGGCUACUCGACACUGAAAGAGACAAAGCAGAAAGCAUGAGUUCAUGCAGCACAGAUGUUAAGGAAAAUCGCAACUUGGACAACCUCUUCUCCAAAGAGGGGGUUGCAGCUGAGGCUGCUCAACUCCAUAAUGGGUGUACUAGGGGUGGGAGGAAACGUCCCUUAGAGGAGGGCAAUGAUGGGCACACACAUUCCAGGUACAGGCCCAAGAAGCGUAAGAAAGUCCCUCGGCCCAUUUUGCCCAAGAAUGCUCUUAUGCAGCUGAAUGAGAUCAAGCCAGGGUUGCAGUAUAAGCUCCUCUCUCAGACUGGGCCAGUCCAUGCACCAGUGUUUGUGAUGACUGUGGAGGUCAAUGGGCAGCUGUUUGAGGGUUUUGGUUCUACCAAGAAGAAGGCUAAGCUGAAUGCAGCUGAGAAGGCACUGCGCUCCUUUGUCCAGUUCCCCAAUGCAUCAGAAGCCCAUGUGGCCAUGGGCCAGACUGGGUCUGUUCACACAGACUUCACCUCAGACCAUGCCGACUUUCCGGAUAUGCUCUUUAAUGCAUUUGAGACAUCCACACCUACAGAAGACACUUUUUACCUUGGUUCCAACAAUAAUAGUUCCUUCAGUUCACUGGGAAUAGAGUACCGAUUGCUACCCUCCCCAGGCCCUAACCUGGCCCAGUUUCCCUUAGCUCCAGCACCCUCCACCUCCAUCUCCCUGACAGCUGGCAAGAAUCCUGUCAUGUUUCUUAAUGAGAUGCGGCCAGGCCUCAAAUAUGACUUUGUGUCAGAGAGCGGGGAGAGCCAUGGCAAGAACUUUGUCGUGUCAGUGACGGUAGACUCUCAGAAUUUCCAGGGUUCUGGGCGGAAUAAGAAGCUGGCCAAGGCUCGGGCUGCCCAGGCUGCUCUGUCUGCUCUCUUUAAGAUGCAGCUGCACCAGGCACCAUCACAACAACCAAUACCCAGAAAAGGACUGCAGCUUCACCAGCCACAGGUCCUUGCAGACACCGUCUCUCAUCUGGUUGUUGAUAAGUUCAGCGAACUAACAGAUAACUUCAUGUCUCCACACGCUCGAAGAAAAGUCUUGGCAGGUGUUGUCAUGACAACAGGUACAGAUGUAAAGGAGGCUCAGGUCAUCUGCAUAUCCACAGGGACAAAAUGCAUCAACGGUGAAUACAUGAGUGAUAGAGGUUUGGCCCUCAAUGACUGCCAUGCAGAGAUUGUAGCUCGUCGAUCUCUCAUCAGGUUCCUGUACUCCCAGCUGGAGUACUUCCUCAGCAACAGUGAAGAAGAGCAGCAGAAAUCCAUUUUUACCUGGGGCGAUAACAGACAAGGCUUCAGAGUUAAGGAAAAUGUCCAGUUCCACCUGUACAUCAGCACUUCCCCCUGCGGAGAUGCACGCAUCUUUUCACCUCAUGAAACUGGAGUAGAGGAUCAAGAAGACAGACACCCAAACAGAAAGGCACGUGGGCAGCUGCGCACUAAAAUUGAGUCUGGUGAGGGAACCAUUCCUGUGCGCUCCAGUAACACCAUCCAGACAUGGGACGGGGUUCUUCAGGGAGAAAGGCUGCUUACCAUGUCCUGUAGUGACAAGAUUGCGAGGUGGAAUGUUGUCGGAUUUCAAGGUUCUCUGAUGAGCUACUUCACAGAGCCCAUCUAUUUCUCCAGCAUCAUCCUGGGCAGCCUGUACCAUGCUGACCACCUUUCAAGAGCCAUGUACCAGAGGAUUAGUGAGAUUGAAGAGCUACCGCAGUCCUUUAGCCUGAACAGGCCGCUGCUCAGUGGAAUAAGUAACACAGAGGCUCGUCAGCCAGGAAAAGCACCAAACUUCAGUGUGAACUGGACGGUCGGAGACCAGAACUUAGAGGUGAUCAACGCGACCACGGGGAAAGAUGAUCUGGGUCGACCCUCCAGGCUUUGCAAACACGCCCUCUACAGCCGCUGGAUGAAUCUAUACCGCAAGCUCUCCUCCAUGCUGCGAAUCAGGACGGCGAGGCCCAGCAGCUACCAUGAGGCCAAACAGGCGGUGAUGGAGUAUCACUGUGCAAAGCAGGCGCUCUUCAGGGCCUUCCAAAAAGCUGGACUGGGUGCCUGGGUGAAGAAGCCUAUAGAGCAGGACCAGUUUGCUCUCUCCAUCUGAGU
This is a messenger RNA of Archocentrus centrarchus (flier cichlid), 2226 nucleotides long. Its product is annotated as double-stranded RNA-specific editase 1-like. Lineage: Eukaryota; Metazoa; Chordata; Actinopteri; Cichliformes; Cichlidae. The transcript is spliced from 10 exons. Gene Ontology annotation, biological process: adenosine to inosine editing; RNA processing. The record is from RefSeq and is a predicted model, not a curated record. Gene Ontology annotation, molecular function: double-stranded RNA adenosine deaminase activity; tRNA-specific adenosine deaminase activity; adenosine deaminase activity. Bases 140 to 2224 code for a protein of 694 amino acids. Gene Ontology annotation, cellular component: cytoplasm; nucleolus.